ACACAGUGUCUAUAAAAAGCUUUGGGCCUGAUCAUUCUUUUUCUGUGUGACGACCAACUCACUAUUCCGUCGACACAAACUCUCAACAUGCCGGCAGACUACAAUGGACGGUGGGAGAUGGUGAGCAAUGAAAACUUUGAGGAGGUCAUGAAAGCCCUCGACAUCGACUUUGCCACCAGAAAGAUUGCUUCCCAUCUGCACCAGACCAAACUAUUUGUUCAGAAUGGAGACAAGUUUGAAACAAAGACGUUGAGCACCUUCAGAAACUAUGACGUCAACUUCACUGUAGGGGUGGAGUUUGAGGAGCAGACAAAGGGUCUUGACAACCGAAAAGUGACGACGCUGGUCACCUGGGACGGGGACAAACUGGUUUGUGUUCAGAAGGGAGAUAAGGCAAAUCGUGGUUGGAAACACUGGAUCGAGGGAGAUCUGCUACAUCUGGACUUUCAUGUGCUGGACAAAGUCUGCCACCAAGUAUUUAAGAAGGCCCAGUAAGAUGAGCUCAAGCCUCAAGUUGUCAUAUGUUGCACAAUGAAGCCUAUUUAUAAUGUAUGAAGGGAAUAAACUGAUAUUACAGUGAA
Molecule: messenger RNA, 581 nt
Organism: Phyllopteryx taeniolatus (common seadragon)
Lineage: Eukaryota; Metazoa; Chordata; Actinopteri; Syngnathiformes; Syngnathidae
Gene: rbp2a
Product: retinol binding protein 2a, cellular
Exons: 4
Coding region: 88-495 (135 amino acids)
Biological process (GO): fatty acid transport
Cellular component (GO): nucleus; cytosol
Molecular function (GO): fatty acid binding
Source: RefSeq, a predicted model, not a curated record